Molecule: messenger RNA, 1784 nt
Organism: Terrapene triunguis (Three-toed box turtle)
Lineage: Eukaryota; Metazoa; Chordata; Testudines; Emydidae
Exons: 2
Coding region: 17-631 (204 amino acids)
Biological process (GO): signal transduction
Molecular function (GO): protein binding
Source: RefSeq, a predicted model, not a curated record
GGGGUGAGGUGCCAGGAUGGCGAUGGGCGAGCAGCUGCUGCACAUCCUGGAUGAUCUGAGCGUGAAGGAGUUUGAGAAGUUCAAGUUUUACCUGCCCCAUGGGGGCACGGCUCCCCACAUACGCCGCGGGAAGCUGGACGGCGCCUCCCGCAUCCAGGUGGCUGAGCUGCUGAUGCAGACAUACCCCCAGGAAGCGCUAGACAUCACCAACCAGGUGCUGCGCAAGAUCCCAAGGCUGGACCUGGUCCAGGGCGGCCAGCUCCAGACAGGAGGAGAAACUGGGAACUGCGGCGACGAUGCAAAUCACAGUGAGGCUGCAAAUAGCAGCGCCAGGGCAGAGAGGCAGAGUCUGGUUUCAGAGCAGCAGCUGAUGAAGCUGGCAGGGAAAAUGGGCAAGACCUGGAGGCAGAUCGGCAUUGAGUUCCUGGGCCUGGAGAAUCACUGUCUGGAGCAGAUCGAGGAGAACUAUCCCGGCAACACCAAACUGCGAGCUUUCAGCAUGCUCUUGGAGUGGAGGAAACGAGCGAAGCAGGAUGCCACUGCCAUCCACCUUUGCACCAUUCUCUCCCAGGACGGGGUGCCCCUGCAGCCCGAGGCCCUCGACUGUCUCCGGGACACAGGCAGUGCCUAAGGAGAUCUGGGGGGCUUAGUCCAGGGCAGCGGGUCUCAACCAAGGGUCUGUGAGCAGGGCCAGCGUUAGCCAAUCUGGGGCCCAGGGCAGGAAGCCAAAGACCUGCUGUGCAGAGCUGAAGCCUGGGGCCCUGAGCCCUGCCUCCGGGGCUGAAGCCGAACCCUGAGCAACGUAGGCUGGCGUGGGACCCCGGGCAGUUGCCCUGCUUGCUAGCCUCUAACACUAGCCUUGGCUUUUAUAUGCAGAAAAACAAUUGUUUUGGCACUGGUGGGCCAUGGAGUUUUUAUAGCAUUGGGUGGGGCGGGAGGAAUGGCGGUCAGAAAGAAAAAGGUUGAGAACCCCAAGUCCAGGGGGUGGAGUGGCCUUGUGAUUAAAGGACUAGCAUGGUACUCUGGGGACCUUGAUUCAAUUGGCAGUGGUGCUUUAGUUUUGGGGUGUCUGAUUUAAGACACACACACACACACACACACACACACCCAGGGCCUGACUUGCAGAGAGGCCGAGCACCCACUGCUCCUGUUGAUCUUAGCAGGAGUGGAGGGUGCUCAGAAACCAGGCCCUCGGUGGCACCCAGGAAUCAUUGGCCACUUUGGAAAAUGCUGGCCUCUGUCCUGUGCCUCAGUUUACCUACAUGUGCAAUGGGGAAAACAUGGCCAGAUUUUCUAAAGAGCUCAGUGUCCAGCAGCUCCCAUUGCUCUACUCCAGCCAGGGAGGCCCUUGUGCAGGAGAGGGGGUUACUCAGGAGACCAGAUGUACUUCCUUUAAAUCCACUUUCACUGCUAGCAGUCUCAAGUGCCACCGAGUCAGGCCCCAGAUAUGUAUCUGGUUGCUUCCCCCAUCCAGCCUACCACCAAUUGCUAGCUGGGGUGGGUCAGUCCAGCAGGGGGCCCAGAACAGCCCCAGGGAAUGGAUCCAGGCGUGGGGGCAGAAGGAGGGGGAGGAGACACCUGUGAUCUGGGGCAGCUAUAAAGUGGGAGACCCUGUGGUGGCCGGGCUGGGCUCUUCCCCACUCACAGGGACAUCACUCGAAGAAGAACCUGGGGAUCCUUUCCCCCAGGCCUCUCCCUGGGGGAUCCACUCCCCCGAUCUCGCCUUGGGGUCUCGGCUAGGCAGCUCUUUUUUAAAGACCGUUUUUACCAAGAAGCACAAUUGA